Messenger RNA from Cuscuta europaea, 5557 nucleotides. NCBI's taxonomy places the organism in Eukaryota, Viridiplantae, Streptophyta, Magnoliopsida, Solanales, Convolvulaceae. The record is from the annotation of a GenBank genome assembly.
CUCCCCAGUAUAAUCUACCUAUCUCCUCUCCUCAUUUCGCACAGCCCAUAGUCGAUCUGUAGAAAUCUUCCAGGAACCGCUCUCUAUGUCCAUCUGCAGAAAUCUUCCGUCGAAAGAGCCGCUGAGUGCCCGGCCAAACCCCCAUGGCCGGAAUGCCCCAAACCCCCAACUACCACGAGUCGGUUGUAGCUUUGGGUUUCCUGUUUGCACUGUGCUUCGUGUUCGUGUAUUUGCUUUGACGGUAUGUUCUGUGAGCGAUGCAGCCAAACUAUGUAGACAUACACAUCCAGACAGGUAUGCCAUGAACUUUGCUGCUAACUCCUUAAAAGUGUUGUAUGUGAAGAGAACACUUGCAAUGAACAAAACUAUACGUAGUACAUGUUAUGUCCAGUGCAUUUAAAGCUACCGUAACCUGGCAUAACAUGAAAACUCUCCAGGAAUGUAGAGAAGCAUUUGGAGGCCAAGGGUUGAAGACUGAAAACCGUACUGGUCAGUCAAAAGGGGAAUUUGAUGUUGAGUCUACCUUUGAGGGUGACAACAAUGUCCUUAUGCAGCAGGAUUCAUGUUAUUUGAGACAACAAACAACUAGCGUCAAGUAGCAGUUGGCAAGAGAGAUUUACAAACUUUACACCGAAUCUUAAUGGCAACUCCCUCUCUGGAAGAGUUCCUGCUGCAUUGGGGGGAAGACUUUUGCAUAGAGCUAGCUUCAAGUUCAAGAUUGGUUGGGUUCAUUGAGGCUGGUGCCACUCUUGGGCAGCUCUUCGGUUCAAUGUUUGCCACAUGGAUGGCUUGGAUAGGACCAUUAUGGCACACUUUCUGUUCACAGGAGAGAUGCAUAUGAAAUAUUUGCUGAGCCAGAAGACCUGAGAGGUUGAAAAUUACAAUUAAAUCUUUAAGUGACCUGACCUAUGGAUUUUGGACCUUUGGCACCAGAAUAAGCAUUGUUGAGCUGCACAGAAUUAGGUUUUUUAUUUCAAAAGCAAUCAAUCUCCCACUUCCUCCAAGGCAUGAAGGUACAGUUUCUUCUUCCGUCUGGUCUUUUCUUCGAUUGUUUUUCAUGAGACAUAUAUAUAUAUAUAUAUAUAGGGUCGGGUUCUAAUAAGAAGACAUCUUAACGUGAGAAGUGAGAAGUUACACAUUUACCUAUUUCUGAUGCACCUUUUUGCUAUUCUGAUGCACUUUUUGCGAUGGCAGGAAAGUUCCGAUUAAUUACGAAAAUGCCACCGCGUCUAGCAUCAUUUUUUAAAUAUUUUUUGCACUUUUCCGUGCACUUUUUUGCUAAUCUGAUGCACAGAUCUUAAAAUGAACGCACCAGAUGCAUUCUCACUUCUUACGAUAAGCACUCUUCUCAUUUGAUCCUUAUUCUAUAUAUAUAUAUAUAUAUAUAUAUAUUUGACUAUUCUUCAAGUUUUGGAAAAUUAAUGCUCUUCAUCUUUGUUGACGUUUUCUUGAUUAUUUUACCAUCCUUAUUGUUGAUGUCACUGCAAUCGUUACAAUCAUAAAUAUCUCUUUUCCGUUUUGUUUGCUUUUAAACAAUACAAUGGUGUACGUGGAUGAUUGAAAUGUUGUUUCAUCUUUCAUUGAACUCCUUUUAAACAGUGAUAUGAUUUACCUAAGUGAUUAACUUACUACUUCCUCUCUAUGUUUUAAACUGCUAUUCCCCAUAACUUUUUGUCUUAAAUUCCACCAUUGGGCACGGUUCACGUGCAUCAUGCCCCGCCCCGCUAGUGAAUUGGGAUAAACGCGGAAGGGAGUUAAUGAGUGGAUGUCCUCUCCCGCAUGCAUAUAUGCCUCUUGUGUAUCAAUCCCGUCUUUUUUUUUUAACCCAGCAGAUAAUUUUUAUAAAUUAUACGACGCAUAAUGUAUUUACUUUGUAACACAUCGAAUGUAAUACUACCUCCGUCCUGGUGGAUUUUGCUAAGUGCAAUUGUGCAAAGUAGGUGAGAAAUAAGAAAAGUAAAAACUGUGUGGUUGAGAUUUAUGCAGAGAAGAGAGAAAUGUGCAGAACCACAACUUAGUUGCUUUAAAUUAGUUGCUUUAAUUGCAAAGUGACAAAGUUUUUUGGGACAACCAAAAAGGAAACGUUGGCAAAGUCCAAUGGGACGGAGGGAGUAUACAAUAAUAAUGCCAAGGAAUAACCAAACCUAGUGCAUUCAAAGCAAUUUUUACUCUGCUUCACAUAAUAUUUUGAUAAUUACUACCUCUGUCCCGCAAAGAAGUUCCCACUUUCCUUUUAUGGAUGUCCCAAAAAGUUCUCAUUUCUAUAAUAGGACACCCAUUUUUGUUUGAUCGAGUACGGGUCAGACUUCGGAUCUGGCCUGUCUAGCGGAUUCUCCUUCCCUAUCUUCUCAAGCAUCUUGGCCCUAAUGUCCCUACCAGACUCGACCCUCUCCAUUUGAGAAUCCUCUUUGCCCAAAUCGUCUCCCCCCUCCCACUGAUCAAAACAGGAUGUUCUGGGUCGCCCGAUUGUCCGGAUCGAGUCGCAGGCAAACUCCAAAUACAUGAUUUUGGUGAUCAAGAAGAGAGCAUUUGAUCCCGUCAUUCAAGAAUGUCAAAGUCUAUUUUCUUAGGAGUUAUUUCUAUAUUUUACAUUUUUUAAAAAGUUCUUUAUAUUUUUAUUUAAUUGUUUUGGAAUUUUUAUGAUCGGUUUUUUCUUUUUAACUCUUUUAAUUGAGUUGUCUAUUUUGAUAUUUUUACUAUUUUAUAUAUCUAUUUUUUUCUUUAUCACAACUUAUGAAUUUUUAUAAAUUUAUAAACUUUCUUAAUUUCUUUUUCAUGAAUGACAUUCUAUAGUAGAUCAUGGUGGCUUAAUUGAUUGUAUUUUCAAGCAAGCAAUCUUCUAUGAUACUUUUUUAGUAUGUGAACUCAAGUGAUGGAUUUGAUUUUUUUAUUUGAUCGUUUUCCCUUCUUAAUUUAAAGACAUACUACAUCUAUUCUUAAUUAAAUUCAAAAUGAUAACACAAUUCAUAUGAUCUACUUCGACUGCAUUUUUCUAUUAAUGCAUUUGAGAUUUAUUUUAGAAAAUAUUAUAUUGUUCAAUUUGUCUCGUUUUAAUUUAAAAAAUCUCAAUUUCAAAAUAUUUUACUUAUAGAGAAUAAAUAUAUGCUUAUUGUUGUGGUCUAGUACCAAAUGACCCGAAGACCCAACACUAACCUUGGAUCUUGGAUUGAACUGCUACAGUAAUGUAUAUAAAAGGAAAUAUAAAAUCUGAUCUAACUAUUCAAAUAACUCAGCUUGUAUUAGCACAGACGAUUACACAGAAAUGACUGAACGGUAGUUACAGUUUAAAGGCUAAUAUUAGAGCUAGAAUAUAACAUAAGCUUACGAGUCCAACAAAUCCAACUCUUACAAUGAUUUAACAAUUGCUAUUUAUACUAAAUGGAGACAUGAAGCUCCCUUAUACGAUUGGUUGCUUUCCAUGCCACUUGAGACCCCCAUGAUACGACAUUAACUGCAGUCGGUCACAUCCCGUUCGGGUGGUGCCGAACGGGUCUUGCCUUUAAGCAGACCAUUUGGGUCCAACGAUCUCUUCCUGACUAUUCUUUGUAUUUCAGACCUUAAGAAUGUGCUGAACUCCCAUUUAGGAUCUAUGACCUUUGGGCUUUCCUUGGUGCCUGGACUUCUAGGGAUAUUUUGGACCGCCAUAUUGGGCCGGACCUCAAUAUCCUAUCCUAUAUUUAAUGUUUUAUGUUGCCAAACUUGAAGAUGUAAAUGUUACAUCCAAAGAAUAACAGAAGUAUCUCUAAAUAGGAGGAUAAACAUCUUUCUUAGUAGUCACAUAUUUAGUACACAAUGUAUUAAUGUUCCACCAAAUAUCAUCAUCAAUCAUGUAUUCAUGUUAGUCAUUGUUUCUAGAAACACAUUUUUUUGUCGAAAAUAUAAAAAAUGUUAAUAGUCAUGAUGUUGUUGGGAGUAGAUUUGAACACUUGUUCCAAUAAAGUAUAUGAAAAAUAAAGAAACCAAAAACAAAUUGUUAUCUUUAUUGACAUUGUGAGAUGUUCAUAAAUGUGUUUCUAGAAAUUCUUUUUGCUUUUGUAUCUUUCUCCAAAAUAUUAUUGUAAGGCUAUGACUAAGAAAUUCAUCCACAAUAUUCAUUUGGUGAGAGUCAAUGCAACUACUUCUUAUUGGCAGUGGCGGAUCUAGCUCUUAUGUUUUGGGUGUUCAAAAUUGAAGUAAAAUAUCACAACCAUCUUGUGCAACGUUGUAAUGCUUCAAUUGUAUUUGUCUUUAAAAACUGUUACAAUUUAAAGCACCACAUAAUAUAGUGUUCGGAAUAUAUAUUUAAAAUUUCGAUCAUAUGAAAUUUCACAAUUUUUACAAAGAAACUAAGCAAAAAAUCAGUAAUCACAUUCAUUACUGCCACACCAAAAGAAAAUAACCAUACUGCCACACCAAUAAAUUAACCACAAAAACUAUUCCGCACCUCAUACCUAUUGCUCCUCCAAUUAAAUAUGUAUGGAUAAUGAAUAUAGAUUGUCAAGUACAGAAUUUGCUGACUACAAGGUGUGAUUUGGAGGAGCGAGUUGCUACUCGGCUACCAGUGUUGGCUAAGCAGCGGUGGGGAUUGAGGAGUUGGGAACUCUUUACGAACCAUAAUUGCUAGCUCCUACAAAGCAGGAUCCUGAGGGCGAUUACUAUUGAGAGUUCGGAUUGAAAUUGAAGACCCAUCUUUACUCUUUUUGUUUUGGAGAUACUUUAUGUAUUUGUUAUAAACACUUGUGGAUGUUGGUGCUGCUACUCUUGUCAUUUAGGACUUCUUGGAUUUGAUUUGAUUUACUCGAGACGAGUAAAGGUUUAAGUGUGGGGGUGUUUGAUGCACACUAAUUAGUAGUGCAUAAUUACAUGUUUUUAUGUUUGAUUUAUGUUAAUUGUUUGACGUUUUAUUUAGUUUGUAAACAUUUAUGUGAUUUCAGUUGUAAUUGUAUUUUAGUCUUUUUUUGUAAGUUGUAAAGUUUAGUUAGGAUUUGUGGUGUUGGAAAGGAAGACUUUGAAGUAAAGAAAAAGAAGAUUUGGCUGCCCAGGAGCAAACACCCGACCGGGUAUAAUACUUGACCCGGUCGGGUAAGAAGUGAAAAACGAAAAUGCAAAGAAAGUGCAUGGCCCGGUCGGGCCCACUACCUCACCCGGUCGGGUGAGAAGUGACCGGGGACAACCCGGUGUGCAAAGAUCACCCGAACGUGAAGAAUAUCCAAUUUUUGCACUCACCCGGUUGGGUCCCCUACCCCACCCGGUCGGGUCUGACUUGACCCGGACACUUUAACAUGCUGAAGAUCGCCAGAACGUGGAGGAUAUUUGAUUUUGACAUGGACCCGGUCGGGUGAGUACUUGACCCGGUCGGGUACCCGGCCAAAGGUGUUGAAAAACACCUAUAAAUAGCACACUUUUUCUUCACAAAAAUCAUCCCUUCUUCCAUUCUCUUUAGCUCAGUUUAGAAUAGCAUUUCUUUAUAUUUUUCUAGCUAUGUUUAGCCUCCAAAUGAGGAGCUAAACUUCCAUUCUUGGUGUUGCUCUUGAAGCUUGUUGAUUAUUAAAGUUGUGAGUUAUUUUCUUAAACUUCU